Molecule: messenger RNA, 571 nt
Organism: Rotaria sp. Silwood2
Lineage: Eukaryota; Metazoa; Rotifera; Eurotatoria; Philodinida; Philodinidae
Source: the annotation of a GenBank genome assembly
CAUUUAUUUUCCAAAUGCUAAUGAAUUAACAAUUGAACAUUAUUUUAAAAUAUUUGAUGAUUCAAUAUCAACAAUUCUUAAUUGUAUUCUUCCUAUUAAACAAUUAACUAAAUUAAUUAUUAAAAGUUCUAAUUUUUCAUUUGAACAAAUUGUUAAUUUAAUACGUUUUACACCUAAUUUAUAUACAUUAAAAUUAGAUUUAUUAUCUUUUAAUGAAAUUAAUUUAAAAUUAAUUCAACAAAAUGAAACUUUUCAAUAUGUAUCAAAUACAAAUAAAAUAAAAACUAUAGAACUUCGUCAAUCCUGUACUUUAGAAAAUUUUCAAAUGAUUAUAAAUGUAUUUCUACAAGUUGAAUAUCUUAAAACUGAAAUGAAUAGAAAAGAAAUUAAUCAAAUUAUACGAUUUUUAUCUUCAAAAAUUAAUAAUAAAGAACAUUGUUUAUUCUUUUUGUGUAUUUCACAAAUACCUAAAGUAUGUUUACGAGAAUUAAAUCUUUUAAUUAAAUUAGAAAACUUAUUCAAUGAUUAUUCUAUUAAAUAUAUUGAUCGUGAUUUAUAUUUAUGGUGGUAG